AUGGCUCCCUAUGAGAUGAUACAUGGGCAAAAAUACAAGUCACCGCUUCAUUGGGAUGAAGUAGGUGAAAGACAAAACUUGGGUUCGGAAGUAAGUACGGAAGCUAGUGAGGCGGUGGAGAAUAUCAGGAAAAGGAUGUUGACUGCCCAAAGUAGACAAAAGAGUUAUGCAGACCCAAAGCAACGAGAUAUUGAGUUCAUAGUGGGCGACCAUGUUUUUCUAAGAGUGUUGCCCAUGAAGGGAGUUAUGCGUUUUGGGAAGAAGGGUAAGAUAAGCUCGAGAUUCAUAGGUUCAUUUGAGAUUUUGGACAGAGUUGGGUCGGUGGCCUAUCGUUUAACUUUACUGCUAGCCCUAUCAGAGACGCAUAACAUCUUUCACAUUUUCAUGUUUCAGAAAUACGUGUCAGAUCCAUCCCAUGUGUUGAAUUACGAGCUGUUAGAGUUGAGACAGGACCUGUGCUAUGGUGAGCAGCCAAUGAUAAUCUUAGAAAAGGGAAACAAGGAACUGAGAUUCAAGAAGAUUCCAUUAGUCGAGGUCCUGUGGAAGAGUUUGGCAAGAGAAGCUAGCUGGGAGUUGGAGGAAUACAUGAGAAAGCAAUACCCUGAGCUGUUUGGUGAGUCGAAUUUCUAG
This is a messenger RNA of Humulus lupulus (European hop), 630 nucleotides long. RefSeq lists its product as uncharacterized. The record is from RefSeq and is a predicted model, not a curated record. Bases 1 to 630 code for a protein of 209 amino acids. Lineage: Eukaryota; Viridiplantae; Streptophyta; Magnoliopsida; Rosales; Cannabaceae. The transcript has a single exon.